AUGUUCCUCCGCAGGCUACUGCCCAUCCUCGUCGCCGUCAGUCUCGCCGGAACGCUGCUACUCUUCAUCUCACUGCAGAACAGCACGUGGAGACAUCUACCGGAAGCCAUUGGACUUGGCGAGAAAUAUGGUCCAGAGCCGGCGGAGGGGCUUCACUCUCCAGAAGAGUUAAGAGUUGGAAAGGCGGACUUCAAGGAGCCCAAGAUCGACUCAACAAGUCACUAUCCAAUAGGGCAAACGAAGCCAGUUGGGAGUAAUUACACAAAAUGCUUGGUGCUGCCAAAGCUCAUGGUUGAAGACACAACGUGGGUGGAAAGUGAGCUGGGGGAUCUCCUCGCGGAUGGAAGCCUGACAACGGCGAUAUAUACGGUCGACGACCGUCAUGCUACAUUGCAUCCACCGAAGAAUAAGGGCCACGAGGUGAUGGUGUAUCUUUCCUACAUCAUCGACUACUACGAUCAUCUGGCGGAUACAAACAUCUUCAUGCACUCACAUCAAAAGGCAUGGCACAACAACGAGCUGCUGGAUCGAGAUGCCGCCAAGAUGGUGCGCCGCCUCAGCCCGGAGAGGGUUGCGAGAGAAGGCUACAUGAAUCUGCGUUGUCAUUGGGAUCCCGGCUGUCCAGCGUGGCUCCACCCCGGCAGCGUUGUGGAAAAUGAAGACAAGCAGGAGGAGGUAUUGAUUGCAGAAUGCUGGACACAACUUUUCCCCUACGAGCCCGUUCCCACUGUGCUUUCGCAGCCCUGCUGCGCGCAAUUUGCAGUCUCGGGUGAGAGAAUCAGGGAGCUGCCGAAGCAGCGAUAUGUGUUCAUACGGGACUGGUUGAUCCGGACCGAGWUCGACGAUUACCUCUCGGGGAGAGUCUUCGAGUAUGUGUGGCAGUAUAUCUUCACCGCCGCACCUAUCCACUGUCCGAGCAUGAGCGCAUGCUAUUGCGAUGGAUACGGGAUCUGCUUUGGCUCUGCUGCAAACUUUGAUAAGUGGUUUGAGAUGCGAUUUGAUAUGAAUGAAAUGAAGGAGGAGUUGAGGAUAUGGCAGGACAAGGCGGGUCUGAUUGAAUUGGCGUCGGAGCGUGCGAAGAAUGGAAAAUUCGCGGACGAUGCGAUAUUGGAUGUUCCGGAGUUCGGAAGGGACCGAUACUUGAAGAAGCGAAUCAAGGAGCUGCAGGAGGCGCUGGACAACAGGCUGGAGAAGRCUGUUGAGUUAGGCAAGGAUCCGAAGCAGAGGGCGUUGGAGUCUGGGAGAGAGUGGAGGGACGGCGAUGGAUAUUGA
Messenger RNA from Ramularia collo-cygni, 1272 nucleotides. RefSeq lists its product as uncharacterized. The transcript has a single exon. Lineage: Eukaryota; Fungi; Ascomycota; Dothideomycetes; Mycosphaerellales; Mycosphaerellaceae. The record is from RefSeq and is a predicted model, not a curated record. Bases 1 to 1272 code for a protein of 423 amino acids.